Molecule: messenger RNA, 2126 nt
Organism: Pogona vitticeps (central bearded dragon)
Lineage: Eukaryota; Metazoa; Chordata; Lepidosauria; Squamata; Agamidae
Source: RefSeq, a predicted model, not a curated record
UUGUGCAGCGCGCAUGCGCGCGAGAGAGACAGGCUGGGCGUAGAGGGGGGGGGGGGCCUUAUCCACUAAGAAAUCCACUAAGAGCCUUUACUCCCCGUUCUUCUUCCCUGCACCAAUCCUGGUGAGCAGUCUGUGAAAGGUGCUCUCAGUUCACAAGCAGAAAGGAUCUUUGGAAGGAUCCAGAUGCAGAAGGAUGGACAGCUGAAGAUGCUUCGGUAGCAGGACCACUUCAAAAAUAAAGUCCGGGGUGCUUUUUUCAUCAUCAUGUUUGGCUCCUCUCGGGGUGGUGUGAGAGGUGGGCAGGAUCAGUUCAACUGGGAAGAUGUGAAGACGGAUAAACAAAGGGAAAACUACCUGGGGAAUUCCCUGAUGGCUCCCGUGGGCCGGUGGCAGAAAGGCAAGGACCUCACGUGGUACGCCAAGGGGAAGAAAGGGGACGCCCCUGUCUCGCGGGAGGAAGAGCUGGCCGCGAUCCGGCGGACGGAGGAGGAAGCCAUGAUGGCAGCUUUAGGUUAUAAGAAUGUCAAGAAGCAGCCAACAGGCCUCAGCAAAGAGGACCUUGCCGAAGUCUGCAAGCGCGAUUCAGCAGAACGGGACGAGAAGAGCGUGGAUCGUGUGAUGGGGCUCGGGAGCUCGAGAAGCGCUGGUGGCAGGAUGAUGUUUUCCAAAGAAGACAAAGAAGCAGCGAAACUGGGCCUUUCCGUCUUCACGCAUCUUCGAACAGCAAGUGGUCCAGAGAUUUUGGCCCCGAAAAGAAAACCAGAGGAGGAAGAGGAAGAACCGCGGCCAGAGAGCGUCAGCAAGAAAUCCAAAAAGAAAGAGAAGAAGAAGAAGAAAAAGAAAAAGCACAAGAAGGAAAAGAAAACAGAGAAAGAGAAACGGCAGAGAAAAAGAGGCUCUCCCUCUUCCUCCUCCUCUUCCUCAGACGACCGGGCGAGAAAAAGACAACCCGCUCCUUUGCCUUCCGAGCGCCAUCCAUCAUCCUCCCGGCAGGCUGGAGCCAGCCUCCGUGACAGCCAUUCAUCACCUGCCCGAGGAGAAGAAAAAAGACUCAGCAGGCGGCAGAGGAACAGCUCGGCUUCCCCUGGUGGCACGAAGGAAAUGGCCAAGCUCAGAGGGAGGGAACGCCGAAGCAGCAAAGAGGGUGCCAGCCGGGCUUCCCCUCCCAGAGACAAAAGCCAAGGGGCCCGGAAGCCGAGACAAAGCCGGUCCCCACCUGCGCGCGUAGCCAGGAGGAGGCACGACACGGAUUCUGACGACUGAGCCCUGGCCAGAAUCGGAACUCUUCGCGCAGUCCAUUUUCUGCGAAUCGCCGUACUCUCUUGCCGGCUGGAUUCCGAACGGCUGUGUUCCUUUUCGGAGAGGCUGCUUCUGGUCUGCCGCCUCUUGGUUGGUGCCGAGAGUGGAGGAGAAGACCCGGAGUGCCCGUGUCCCCAAAUGCCCCGUGGGAACAGAGUUUGGGGAAGAAAUUGGACCAAGAAAGUUGUAGCAGUGUUUGAGAUGAUACAGACCAGCUUCAGAAAGCAAGGAAGGGUGACCUGGUAGAACAGCUUUGCUCUCUUAACACCAUCUAAGCAAAUUCAUGUUAAAAACAAGAUGCUGCGUCGAUCUAUUUUUCAAACAAAAGAAUGCCGAGUUGUGCUUGAAUGCUUUUUUAAACAAAUGCCAGAGAGGAGGAGUGUGUGGAAUAAUCUCAGAUCCAAUCCCUGUGGUUUAUUAAGUCUCUGAAGCCAUUUCCCUCUUAGAUUUGAGGAAGCCAAACCAAUUUCAGGCCAGCAAAGGUCCUGAUCCGCGAGCAGCCUUCCUUGAGAUACAGACCGAUAGCAUAUUUGCCAGAAAAUGCUUUCUUUUCCAUUGGGUGUUUUAAUAUUGAUAAAGAGAAUAGAUGGAACACCGAAAUCAAAAGGUCAGAAAAAAAAAUCUUAAAUGUGUAAAAACUCGGAAGGCUAACUCGUUUGUGGCCAGAUGCAUCAGUUGGCAACCUCAGCAGCUAUUAUUGUUGGCUAGCAACAUAGAUAGGAUGUAGGCAUUUAAUGAUGUGGCCUCCGGCCCAACCAAUACAGUGGACCCUCGACUUACAGACGGCUCGACUUACAGACUUUUCGAGUUACAGACUUCUCUGGCUG